AUGUCCAACGAUAAAGACACUGAGAAUCUCAGUGAAGAAGAGAUUGAUGAAGAUGAACUCCUUGCUAUGCUUUCACCGGAGGAACUUCAGGAGCUACAGAGUGAGAUGGAUGUUAUUAUCGCCCCAGAUGAGACUGUACCUGUUGGACAGAGACAAAAGGACCAGACAGAAAAGACUCCGACAGGGACGUUCGACCACAGAUCCCUGGUUGAUUACCUUUACUGGGAAAAAGAGUCCAAACGUAUGCUUGAGGAAGAAAGAGUGCCGGCUACUCUACUGCCCAGUGAGAAAACUUUAAGGGAGGAAGUUGAAAAAGAAGAAGAAGAAGAAAAAAAAGAAGAUGGGGAAUAUGAAGUGAUAGAAGUGAUAGAGGAAGUCAUUGAAGAAGAAGCUGUAGAUGGUAUUGAAGGAGAGGAAAUUAUAGAGGAAAUAAUUGAAGAAAUUGUUGAAGAGGUUGAGGAGAGUGAUGAAACGGACAAAAUGGUUGAUGUGAAAAAAGAAGAGGUGAAGCAACCUGUGAAGACAGAUAUAGACAAACAAGUAGAUCUGUUAGAUAACAACAAAAAGGAAGUACCAGGAAACAACACAGAUGACAACCAGCCUAUCUCAGACAAAGAAGAAAAGACUGAGAGCUCAGCCCCAAAAAUCAGCACAUCACAAACUGGAGAGAAAGAGGAAAUUAAAAAUACAGAAUCUUUGCUUCCCAAAGAGGCCCCAGAGGAGCCAAAGAUAAGUGAAACAGAUGAUAAACUCCCACAAAAAGAGGAGAGAAAAAUCAACAAAUUAAAAAUUCCAAAGCUGGCACUCAAUAAUAUAAAAAUGACAUCAAGACCAUCCGGAAAUGAGACAAACUUGGAUACGACUCUUGACAAGAUCCGCAAGAACAACCCCUCUAUCACUGAAGUAAACCUCAACAACAUAGAAAACAUUCCCAAAGACAUGCUCUUGGACUACGUCAACGCCUUGAAGAAGAACAAACAUGUGAAAACCUUCAGCAUAGCCAACACCGGUGUCGAUGAAAACAUAGCAUUCAACCUGGCCAACAUGCUACGAGAGAAUCGCAGCAUUAUCACUUUGAAUAUCGAGUCCAACUUCGUAACCGGAAAGGGGAUUGUUGCCAUCAUUCGCUGCCUCCAAUUCAACGAGACUCUCACAGAGCUGCGAUUUCACAACCAGAGACAUAUGUUGGGUCACCAUGCAGAGAUGGAGAUCUCACGCCUGCUCAAGGCCAACAACACCCUCCUGAAGAUGGGCUACCACUUUGAGCUGCCAGGGCCCAGGAUGGUAGUGACCAAUCUUUUAACCAGGAAUCUUGACCGACAGAGGCAGCUGAGGAAGGAGGACCAGAAACAGCAGCAAAUGAAGGAGCAGAAGGAGCUGAUGCUGAUGUAUGAGAACAGUCUAAACCUGCCUCCUGGUUUACUUGAAAUGCUGGGGUACGUACCAUCCUUAGAACUCCUGCAGAAGCAUGGGCUCAUCCCACCUUCAUCAGAUCUGAGCACCAUCCCAGAAACACAGCAUCAGACAGAAGAGCCAGAGCAUCAGAAACAGCGCAAACACAAAGGCAUUCCCAAACAACCCAGUGCCGAACCAGAAAACUCAUUAAGGGACGUUCAACUGAAGAAGACUCCCAAGAAACGUGACCCUUUCCUGGAGAUGGACCCAAGGGAUGACAGGAGAUCAGAUAGGGCAAGUUUCCAACUUAGGAAGACUCCCAAAGUGAAGGAUGCAGGGGUGAUAGACGAGAGACCUAACCUGGGUGCAGUGAUUAAGACUUUGAAGCCAGUCCCUCGCAGACGACUUCCUCCAAAGAUUGAUCUCACACCCCGUGAUCACCUCCUAAGCGAGAUCAAAAAGAGUAAUGUGGCCUAUCUCAAAUCUGUGCCGCUCCCAAAAGCCCUGGAAUCAAGCGAAACGAGUCUCUUCUGAGGCUGUGACUUCAGCUGCUUGUUCUCUUCACCAUACUGUAUGUUUACUUUAUACAUAUUUGCUAUUAGUCACUCAGAACUUCCUCAAAUGAACUGUGCAGAUGAAGAGUGAACUAUGUAUAAAUCGCACAUGAAACAAUAUUGGCUUGUUGUACCACAAUUGUGUUAUUGUUUCACUAAAUGCUGUUGUCUUUAAGAAGUCAUAAGAACAAAUACAUGAAAAUUAAAGAAUAAUCUAUGAAUUUUCAUUAAAAUAUAUAAGCUCUGU
Messenger RNA from Scomber japonicus (chub mackerel), 2196 nucleotides. It is a transcript of the gene lmod3, whose product is annotated as leiomodin 3 (fetal). The transcript is spliced from 3 exons. Gene Ontology annotation, molecular function: tropomyosin binding. The coding region runs from base 1 to 1929 and encodes 642 amino acids. NCBI's taxonomy places the organism in Eukaryota, Metazoa, Chordata, Actinopteri, Scombriformes, Scombridae. Gene Ontology annotation, biological process: muscle contraction; myofibril assembly; pointed-end actin filament capping. Gene Ontology annotation, cellular component: striated muscle thin filament; myofibril. The record is from RefSeq and is a predicted model, not a curated record.